Molecule: messenger RNA, 3090 nt
Organism: Boleophthalmus pectinirostris (great blue-spotted mudskipper)
Lineage: Eukaryota; Metazoa; Chordata; Actinopteri; Gobiiformes; Gobiidae
Gene: tmc5
Product: transmembrane channel like 5
Exons: 22
Coding region: 225-3044 (939 amino acids)
Cellular component (GO): plasma membrane
Molecular function (GO): mechanosensitive monoatomic ion channel activity
Source: RefSeq, a predicted model, not a curated record
CGACUUCCUGAAAAAGUAAUGAUCACUCAUCCAGGCAAUCUCCUCUGUCACCAAGAGGGAGCGCUGUUUCUGCACAGCUGCUUCCUACAAGAUGACAGUAAACCCAUGAGAACUCUGCACAAGAGGACUUAUAAGUGAUUUUAGGGAACCAGUGUGUCUGUGGAAGCUGGUGAAUGGAGUAACCUGCCAGACUAGUGCUGGAACUCCCCCUGAGAGCAAGCCCCAUGUCCUUAUUACUCAGCAGCAGCAACAGAGGAUUUUCCAACUCUGCUUACCAUGACAGCGAAACAUUGGAAAUUGACAAAAGAUCCCUGAGCAGAAGCCACACAAAUCCCUACGCUGGAGAAUGGAGUGGGAUCAGACCAGAUGUGUAUCCCCCCACUGAAUCAUCACGAGACACAGCGAGGGCACCGUGGGGAGGGCGCCAUGAGCAGAGCUGGGACAGAGGCACAGAUAUCCCCAUGGACCUUUUGUCAACUCACCCAGUGAACCCAGCAUGGCGUGCAGAACACAAUCACAGCUCAUUUCGGACUGAGGCUCACUAUGAAGAGUCACUGGCCAUCCACAUGGCUUCUCUGCCCUCAGGUAACAUGACGAUGAGAUGGAGAGGACUAACAAUGAGGAGGAUGUUUCAAAAUGCAGAUGCAAACCUUCAAUUUGAGGAGAACGCCAUCAUGACCCAAGUGGAGAAUGAAGAAACAAACUUGGUCCAGGAACUUGUUGCUAUGUCCACCCGAGACCGGAUCCAGGCCAUUCGAGAUCUGCCAAUGAGUUUUCAAGGAAAGCAACAUAUCAGGAGCCAAGUGCUUGCAUUGAUAUCUUCCAAAAAAUCUCGCCAGUUCACUUGUUUGGGAGACUGUUCAGAGCAAUUUUCCCGAUCUUUUCGCAAAUUUGGCUCAAAUGUGAGGUCUGCGAGGCAAAUGUUGGAGUUGUGGCAUGGCACCAUGAAGGAGAUUGGAGGAAAGUUCGGCACCAGUGUCUUGUCCUACUUCAUCUUUCUCAAAUGGCUCCUUAUGUUCAACAUUUUCUCCUUUUUGGUCAAUUUUGGGUUCAUCACCAUCCCCCAGCUAGUGUACAACCCCUCACCAAGCAUACCGAACAACAUAACAUUCAGGGGACUGGAGAUCCUCACUGGAGCUGGUUACUUUAACUACACAGUCAUGUACUAUGGCAGCUAUAGUAAUGAGACCCUCAUUGGUGCCACAGACUAUGAAAUGCAGCUGGGGUAUUUCUUCACCAUCUCCAUCUACAUGGUGCUCUGUGGCAUUGCACUUAUCUUCAGCAUGGCAAACUCUUUCAAGACAAAUUAUGUUCUGGCCGAUUCAACAUCGAGUGGUGCCUGGCAACUUUUGUGCAGCUGGGACUUCAGUAUCACCAAUGAGAGAGCAGUGAGGCAGCGGAAAAGCAAUCUACGCAUACAGCUCAAGGAAUCUUUGUCAGAGAAGGCCCAGAGUGAACAGCUGACAACCUCAGAAAAACUUAAAGAUUUUGGGAUUCACCUUGGAUCUUGGCUUCUGUCCUCAAGUAUGACUGUUGGCUGUGCGGCGAGCAUCUUCUUCCUCUGCAAAUAUGAGGAAAAGCACAUUAUGGAUACUAGCAGCUUGUCUCCACGUCAGGAGGCAGAGACGCUCCUGGUGCCAUUUGUGGUGUCUCUUAUGAACAUGGUGGUCCCACUGUUUUACUCACUGUUUAACAAGUUUGAGCAUUACUCCAAUCAGCGCAGGCAGAUCUAUGCUCUUGUGCUCAGAAAUGUUCUACUCAGAAUGUGCAUACUGGGUGUCUUGUGUCACUACUGGAUGAAUGGGGUGGCAAAGCAAUUUUCAUGUUGGGAGUCUGUGGUGGGACAGGCUUUGUACCGAUUAGUCAUUGUUGACUUUAUUUUCCUGAUGUUGGGAUCCUUCUUUGGAGAGUUUCUGAGCAAUAUGGUUGGGACCCGGUUGCUUCCCCGUUUGGGAGUUCCAGAGUUUGAUGUAGCCCGAAAUGUUCUUGAAAUAAUCUAUGCACAAACUCUGGCAUGGAUUGGCAUUUACUUCUCCCCUCUGCUGCCAGCCAUCCAGAUCCUCAAGUUUUUCAUCCUAUUCUAUAUAAAGAAGGUAAGCUUGAUGCAGAACUGUCAGCCUCCACGACGGACAGGCAGAGCAGCUCAAAUGAAAACCAUUUUUACCGCUUUGUUAUUCUUCCCUUUCUUUUUGGGGGCUUUGGCAAUUGUGGGGUACACAGCUUGGAGCCUGACCCCAUCUAAGCACUGUGGUCCAUUUCGGGGGCUCACCAGCACCUUCAGUGUGGUGGAAAACUGGACCAUAAAGCUGGAUGGCAUCCAAGGCUCCAAGUGGGUGAGCCUCAUCUACCAAAAGGUCAUCAGGAGUGAAAUCUUUUACUUCCUCGUCACAAUUAUCAUUCUAAUUAUUGUGUACAUUUUCUGGCAAGUGAGUCAAGGCCGCAAGCAACUCAUUGUUCUUCUACGACGCCAGAUUGUCAAUGAAGGUAAAGACAAAUCAUUUUUGCUAGAGAAGUUGCAGAACCUCCAGAAAUCUCACCCUAACAAAAGACCCAAAGAGAAGAAGAGCAAAACCAAGCCCCACCCAGAAGACUUCUCAUCAAAUGGUUCCUCUAACUCCAAUGCAAUGGUUCAAGUCUUGCUCGCCCGUCAGCGUGCAGAGGAGGAAGAGGAGAGGGAGCAGGCCAGAGGACUUCCAGUUCCCUUAGAGUCUUCCUCCAGUGCUCUAGCUCUAGCGAUGCAAGCCAGACAGAGAACUGAAAGUCAGACUAGAGAGGAGUACUAUAGCAGGGCAGGGUUUACUGAGAACCAUGUUAACUAUAGGCACACAGCAGAGGAACAGGAGGAGAACAGUCCAGCCUCGGUCAAUAGUGUCAUGAUGCAGGUGAUGCAGGCCAGACAGCGGGCUGAGGAGGAAGAGGAGGAGGAGCUGAAGAGGAUGCAGUGGGUCCCCGGAGCACCACAAAACCCUGCUCCGUCCAGCGCUCUGAUCCAGGCCAUGUUGGCAAGGCAACAGGCACAGAAUGAGUAUGAUGAUGGGUACUGAGCUAAAGAUGACAAAAGUAAAAUAUCUUAGAUUUGAUUUAAAAUAA